Molecule: messenger RNA, 3216 nt
Organism: Zingiber officinale
Lineage: Eukaryota; Viridiplantae; Streptophyta; Magnoliopsida; Zingiberales; Zingiberaceae
Product: receptor-like protein EIX1
Exons: 2
Coding region: 38-2959 (973 amino acids)
Molecular function (GO): protein binding
Source: RefSeq, a predicted model, not a curated record
CUUAUGAGUCAGUCUGGCUAAUCUUCCUUACCACUCUAUGACCAUCAGUUGUGGUUACAAGGGCUGCUCUAAUUUCUCAAAGCAUGUUAUUUUCUUCCUAAUCAUUUUGUUGUUUAGCACUAGAGCAUGCUGUGAGGAUCAUCCACAUGCGCCUAAGAGGAUCAAUUGCUUGGAGAGCGAAAGGAGAGCUCUACUUGCCAUCAAGUCUGACUUGUAUAAAUCUGACUACUGGCUUUCUUCUUGGACCGGUUACGACUGCUGCAAGUGGCGAGGAGUUUCUUGUGACAACACCACCAACCAUGUCAUUAGGCUUGAUCUUCACUACCCACUUGAUCAAUAUCUUGAUCCUCCUAAAAAAAGUAAGGUAAAUCCUUCUUUGUUUGAACUGAAGCAUUUAAAAUAUCUUGACUUAAGCUUGAACAACUUCUCAACCCUGGUGCCUAGUAUGAUUUCCUCGCUUGUCCAUUUGGAACAUCUUAAUCUAUCUUGUGUCAACUUUGAUGGAUUAAUUCCUCAACAAUUGGGCAAUCUUCCUAAUCUACGCUUCCUCGACCUUAGUUGUUACGAUUGCUAUUCUUCACUAUGGUCAAAUAAUCUAAGUUGGCUCUCCCACCUGACUUCUCUGGAAUAUCUAGAUAUGAGUUUUGUCAAUCUCUCUUUAGCAAAUAGCUGGAUUCACCAAAUAAAUUAUAAUAGCCUAAAACAUCUUGCUCUAUCAAAUUGUUUGCUACAAGAUGCAGUAGGAGCUAAUGCAGAUACAAUGAAACUCAAUUCGUUAAGUAAUAUUUCUAUGAAGGUAAAUAGGAAGUUGAAGCAUUUGGAUUUUGCUUGUAAUUCUUUAACAAAAAUUCCAUUUGAUAUGGAAAGUUUUAUCCAUCUGGAGUAUCUAGAUUUAUCUUGGAAUAAUAUAAUUGGAGAGAUACCUUUGAGCAUGAGCAAUGUUAUCCACUUGAUGCAUUUAGAUUUGUCUCGGAAUCAUAUCACUGGAGAGAUACCUCUGAGCAUGGGCAACCUCACUAGCUUAUUAUAUUUGGAUUUGUCAUCUAAUGGAUAUUUUGGACGUAUACCAGAUUUUAUGGGCAACCACUCUAGCUUAUUACUUAUGGAUUUGUCAUCUAAUGAAUUUUCUGGACGCAUACCGGAUGCUUUCUGCAAGCUCAUCUAUUUGGAGGAGUUAUUACUAUUUGAUAAUAAUAUUUCUGGUCAAAUACCAGAAAACAUGGGUAAUCUUCACAACUUAAGGUAUUUUGAUGCAUCAAUGAAUAACUUGAUGGGGCAGAUACCAUUGAGUUUGGGUGAUCUAUGCAACUUGGAAACUCUUGAUUUGUCUUUGAAUAAUAUUGGUGGAGAACUAACAAAUCUACUUGAUGGUUUGUCUAAAUGUCUACAAGGAUCUCAGUUAUGGUACUUUAACAUUCAUGGCAAUAAGUUAAGUGGGUCAAUCCCUUUCAGUCUUGGGCAAUUAUCUCAACUGCGAUUCUUGGAUAUCUCAUGGAAUUUAUUACAGGACAACAUGACUGAGGCUCACUUCUCCAACCUCACUGACUUGAGUGAUUUGGAUAUAUCUUAUAACUCUUUGAAUUUGAUUUUAUCAGAUGAUUGGGUUCCUCCUUUUCAUGCUAAGAAGAUCCAUAUGAGCUAUUGUCAUUUGGGAACUAGAUUUCCUUCCUGGAUUCAAACACAAAGAACUUUGGAAGACUUAUCUUUAUCUGGAGUUGGACUUUAUGGAAAUAUUCCAAGUUGGUUCUCAGAUUUCAUUUUCAAUAAUUCACAAUUUCAACUUGAUAUAAGCUCAAACAAUUUGAAUGGUCAGUUACCUUCUAGUUUAUCCAACAUUAUGGAUCUAUCAAAUAACUCCUUUGAAGGAACAAUUCCAUCAAGCUAUGCAAAAUUUGAAUAUGCUAAGGUAUUAAAGUUGUCCAAUAACCAUAUCCAUGGUAGUUUACCGGCCUUCUUUUGCAAUUUCACUAAUUUAUAUAUGCUACACCUAUCCAACAAUUACUUAUCCGGCGAAGUCCCAAAUUGUCAUGGCUCAUAUCCAAUUAAUUUGAACUCCUUGCACCUGAACAAUAACAAUUUGUCUGGACCAUUUCCAUCUAUCUUAAGGAAUUCUAAAAAAUUAAUUGUUCUUGAUCUUGGCGGGAAUAAAUUUUCUGGUGAAAUACCAAAAUGGGUGGGAAGGAGCUUUCCAUUGCUAAAGAUUCUUCGUUUGAGCUCAAACUUAUUCCAUCAUUCUAUUCCGGCAAAUAUAGGAAAUUUUACUUUCCUCCAAGUUUUGGAUCUUUCAUCCAACAGUCUUAUUGGCAGUAUACCAUCAACUAUUGAAAAUUUAAGUUUUAUGGGUGUGAAACAAAACUACACUCAUAAUCUAUUACGUUUUAGUGGUGACUCUUCUGGUUUUCAUGGAUGUGAAUCUUGUGGCUAUUUUUCUAAUGGUGACAUGGGCUAUAUCCUUGAUGAUAACAUUAAAAUUACUGCAAAAGGGUCAACCAAUGAAUACACUAAAGCGCUUAGUGCGGUGGCAAGCAUAGACUUGUCAAACAAUGAGCUUUCUGGAGAAAUUCCAAAAGAGAUUACGAAGCUGCAUGGAUUGUGCUUCCUCAACUUAUCCAACAAUCAUUUGACAGGAAGGAUUCCAGAAAAUAUUAGUGCCAUAACAGAAUUGGAGUCUCUUGACUUAUCGAUGAACCAUCUUACAGGAGAAAUUCCUUCCAAACUAUCUUCUUUGAACUUUCUCAGUUUCUUGAAUAUCUCCUACAACAACUUGUCAGGAAGAAUCCCAACAGGCGGCCAAUUUUCAACUUUCAAUGACUCUAUCUACGCCGGCAACAAGGGCCUUUGUGGUGUGCCACUACCAGAGUGUCCCGAUGAUGAUGCUAAUCAUUCACCAUCUCAAAUAGGAGAAAAUGAAAAAGUCCAUAAAGGCUACUCUCUUUCAAUUGGCGGACAAGAUGUAUGAUUGGAUAUACGUACAACUCUCGCUGAGGAUUGCAAAGCUGAAUAUGAAGUGGCAAAAAUGAACUUAAGCCCUUGAACUUUCAAGUAGUGAAGAGGGAUUGCUUCCUUUUAUAUAUAGUUGGUCAUAUUUAGUUGUGAAUGCUUUUGUGUAUUAAGAAAGUUGUGGUGUGAAUGUUAUUGUGUAUGAUGAAAGUGCGCUGCGAAAGUUUGAAACUAUAAAAGCUGAAACUCGCAUGGUGUAAUGAUGUUAUUCUAUCA